Molecule: messenger RNA, 3397 nt
Organism: Trichomycterus rosablanca
Lineage: Eukaryota; Metazoa; Chordata; Actinopteri; Siluriformes; Trichomycteridae
Gene: cul4a
Product: cullin 4A
Exons: 20
Coding region: 372-2645 (757 amino acids)
Biological process (GO): DNA damage response; protein ubiquitination; ubiquitin-dependent protein catabolic process
Cellular component (GO): Cul4A-RING E3 ubiquitin ligase complex
Molecular function (GO): ubiquitin protein ligase binding
Source: RefSeq, a predicted model, not a curated record
AUAAAGGAGUCACCGAAGGACUGUUUGGAAUGCUUUGUUUAGUUGAUAGUGUUGUUUUUUUAUAGUUAGCAGGACAGCUAGCUGACGUGCUAACUCAGCUAGCUGGCUAACUUGAGCACUAGUUCCUGUACAGGCUCAACUUUGUCAGACAGCUAACACAGUUAUUAGCAAAUAGUAACAGCGCUCCAGACAGUCCAUAACAUAUUAAAUAGUUUUGUCGUAUAGUUUACUGUCGUCUUGAGCCAGAAACCCGUAAAAAGCGAGUCUAGUGGAACUAAUUCACAUUUUAUUAUCUGAAAAAACGGAAGGAACACAGACGGGUCGCUAGCCGCUGGCUAACAAAAACAAAAUCAGCAGGCUCGAAGCUGGACAUGAUGGCUGAUGAAAACAAACUGAGCAAGAGCUCAAACUUCUCUGCUUUUGCAGAAAACAGUAACGGCUUGACAAAAGCCCCGAAUUCAGUGACUUCAAAAAGUGGUGCAUCAAAAAAACUGGUAAUCAAGAAUUUCAAAGACAGACCCAAGCUGACAGAAACCUACACAGAGGACACGUGGCUGAAGUUGCGCGAUGCUGUCGGUGCUAUACAGAACAGUACUUCAAUCAAAUACAACCUGGAGGAGCUCUAUCAGGCAGUGGAGAAUCUUUGCUCCUACAAAGUUUCUCCCAUGUUAUACAAGCAACUCCGGCAAGUUUGUGAAGAUCAUGUACGGGCACAAAUCCAACUCUUUAGAGAAGACUCUCUGGACAGCCUGUCGUUCCUAAAGAGAAUGAACAGAUGCUGGCAGGAUCACUGCAGACAAACGAUUAUGAUCCGUAGCAUAUUUCUCUUUCUGGAUCGUACAUAUGUCCUACAGAACUCCCUGCUUCCCUCUAUCUGGGACACGGGAUUGGAACUGUUUCGGACACACAUCGUGAGCGACAGUGCGGUCCAGAGUCGUACGGUAGAGGGGAUUCUGGAGCAGAUUGAAAAAGAAAGAAAUGGCGAGACUGUGGACCGUAGUCUCCUGCGCAGCUUACUGGGCAUGCUGUCAGAUUUACAGGUGUAUAAGGAAUCACUUGAGCACAGGUUCCUAAUGGAGACGGAUCGAUUGUAUGCAGCAGAGGGUCAAAGACUGAUGCUGGAGAGAGACGUGCCUGAAUACCUGCAUCAUGUAGCGAAGCGACUAGAGGAGGAGAACGAUCGUGUCAUCAGCUACCUGGAUCAGAGCACUCAGAAGCCGCUGAUCUCUGUUGUAGAGAAGCAACUUCUCGGAGAACAUUUGACAGCCAUUUUGCAUAAAGGUCUAAGCACGCUGUUAGAUGAGAAUCGUGUAACAGAGUUGACCCUGCUGUAUCAGCUCUUUAGUAAAGUUAAGGGAGGGCUGCCUGCGUUAUUACAGUUCUGGAGGGAAUACAUCAAGAGCUUUGGAGCCGAGAUCGUGAGCUCUCCAGAGAAAGAUAAGGACAUGGUGCAGGAGCUGCUGGACUUUAAGGAUAAGAUGGACAACGUAGCACAAAACUGUUUCCAGAGGAACGAGACCUUCAUUAAUGCCAUGAAAGAGGCCUUCGAGAGCUUCAUUAACACAAGACCUAACAAACCAGCUGAGCUGAUUGCCAAGUACGUGGACUCUAAACUUCGUGCUGGUAACAAAGAAGCCACAGAAGAGGAGCUGGAAAGAAUCCUGGACAAAAUCAUGAUCAUCUUCCGCUUCAUUCAUGGAAAGGACGUGUUCGAAGCGUUCUAUAAGAAGGAUUUAGCCAAGCGCUUGUUGGUGGGCAAAAGUGCCUCUGUGGACGCUGAGAAAUCAAUGCUGUCCAAACUCAAGCACGAGUGUGGUGCAGCGUUCACCAGCAAGCUUGAGGGCAUGUUCAAAGACAUGGAGCUCUCCAAAGACAUCAUGAUCCAGUUUAAACAGUACAUGCAGAAUCAGAGUGACCCCAGCAACAUUGAUCUGACCGUCAACAUCCUCACUAUGGGUUACUGGCCCACCUAUACCCCCAUGGAGGUCCAUCUUCCCCCUGAGAUGGUGAAGCUGCAGGAGGUGUUUAAAAUGUUCUAUCUGGGCAAGCACAGUGGACGAAAGCUUCAGUGGCAGGCCACCCUGGGUCACUCUGUGCUUAAAGCAGAGUUCAAGGAGGGUAAAAAGGAGCUGCAGGUGUCUUUAUUCCAGACUCUGGUCUUACUCAUGUUUAACGAGGGCGAGGAGUUCACAUUAGAGGAGAUCCAAACCGCUACUGGAAUAGAGACGAGCGAGCUGAGACGCACGCUGCAGUCCCUGGCCUGUGGCAAGGCGCGUGUGCUUAACAAAAAUCCCAAAGGGAAGGACGUGGAGGACGGAGAUCGUUUCAACUUCAACAGCGACUUCAAACAUAAACUGUUUCGCAUCAAAAUCAACCAGAUCCAAAUGAAAGAGACGGUGGAGGAGCAGGUCAGCACUACAGAGCGGGUGUUCCAGGACAGGCAGUACCAGAUAGACGCUGCCGUGGUGAGAAUCAUGAAGAUGAGGAAGACUCUCAGCCACAAUCUGCUCCUGUCAGAACUCUACAACCAGCUCAAGUUUCCUGUCAAGCCAGGUGACUUGAAGAAGCGCAUCGAGUCCCUCAUCGACAGAGACUACAUGGAGCGAGACAAGGAAAAUCCCAACCAGUAUCACUAUGUCGCCUGAGGUUCCAGCUGGAGACGCUCUCUCAGCCGGUGAUCGAGGCUCUGCCCUUUAUUUGGGCCCCAGCUUUACCUCCGACAGGCCCUAGAGCAGCCUGUAACCCCCCCCUCCGAGACCCCAAUAAUGCCCACUUAACAUGAACAGGGUUAAAAUCUGGGCACACUGUAGUCUGGAGGGGUGAGGUUAACGAAUGACUUCAGGAGGCUCGCAAGAGACGAAUCAUCAACAGAUUUCCACAGACAAGCACUUUUUCUCUUCUUAUUUUCGAUUUGUUUGACUUUUGUCUGUUAUUGGCUAGCAGUUUAGUUCAGUUCUGUUGGAACGGACAACAGUUCGGCAACAAAGCGCUUGGCUAGAUGCACAAGUUUAGUUUUGAAAGGCUUCGGGGGGACAAUUCUUGCUCAGGCUCAGACUUUUAAAUCUGGAGCAACCGUGCGUUUUACUCACGAAUACAUACGUACACAUUACAAAAUGUAAAUUCUUUAAAACGACUCGCUUUCUAGGCUUUAUGUAGUGAAAAAAGUAAAAAAAAAAAAAAAAUGUGUGAAUUUUUUAUGACCCGUCUAAGCACCUUUUUGUGUAUGUUUGAGUGUUAGGUGUGUUUGCGUGUGCAUAUGUGUGUUAGAUUCUUCUCCUAAUUCUCCUUCAUCACUAAAUAUUUCGACCAGCAUCUCUGCUCUAAACAUUUUGUAGACAAAGAGGUUCUGUUCUUUCUAAGUGCAGAAAGAUAUUCAUUAAACCACAAUUAAUUAGAA